This is a messenger RNA of Pectinophora gossypiella (pink bollworm), 2777 nucleotides long. Its product is annotated as dynactin subunit 4-like. Lineage: Eukaryota; Metazoa; Arthropoda; Insecta; Lepidoptera; Gelechiidae. The record is from RefSeq and is a predicted model, not a curated record. The transcript is spliced from 9 exons. The coding region runs from base 64 to 1533 and encodes 489 amino acids. Gene Ontology annotation, cellular component: dynactin complex.
AUUGUUUGCAUCUAUGGUGGAGGUUUAGUUUUUCAGUUUUUGAAUAAAAAUAUUUUAAAAACUAUGGCGUACUUAACCCAGCCUGACUACGUAAAAUAUGUGUGUUCUUGUGGACAGCUUAAACCUAUUACCAGCCUCUAUUUCUGUAGGCAUUGUCUCAAAAUACGAUGUGGAUUCUGCAUUUGUCAUGAGGUGGAUUCCCAUUACUGUGCCAACUGCCUGGAGAACAUGCCAUCUUCAGAGGCGCGGCUCAAGAAGAACCGGUGCAGCAGCUGCUUCGACUGCCCGAGCUGCUUUCACACGCUGUCCACUCGGGCCACCACUGCCCAACCUAGGCAGCCACCCCAGGAUAAUGCUGCAGGUGGAGAUGCAAAAGUGGAGAAUAAACAACCGAAGAAGAUGUACUACUUAUCCUGCUUCAACUGCCGGUGGACCUCCAGAGACGUGGGCAUACCUGACCAGCCAGUUGCAUCAGGGGGGUGGCCGGAGAGGACGAACCCGUUCACGACGCGCGUCAACCAGCUGCUCGACUACUACAAGGCCAUCGCACUGCAAGAGAAGCAGGAGAAGAUAGAGAGAGAGAGGAAGAAGUUCUCCAUCCGUGGGAAGUUCAUCACUCUCACUGAUAAGACGGGUCUCACAGGUGCGAUGGCGCGGAACAUAGCAGGACUCCCGUCCGCUGAAGGCGGCUCGUCUUCCGCCAUCGCCAACUUCACGCCCAGCCAGGCGAGUGCCGACGUGGCUGAACUACCAGAUGACAUCUUCACCAAGGACGUCAAUCUUAAACAGAUAACGAGCAUGUGCCAGCGGCUGGCGUCGCCGGAGUGGCAGCCGGCGUCGGUGUCGCGGCUGCAUCCUCUCGCCAAGCUGCUCAGCGUCAAGAGGAGUCAGCGGUGCCGCGCCUGCGACCACAACCUCACCAAGCCGGAGUAUAAUCCUGGCUCCAUCAAGUUCAAGAUCGAGUUGCUGGCUUACUACCACGUACCAGAGAUAAAGAUAAUGUCUUACGAAACAAUCAAGCCGGGUCAGAAGUCAGCGCUGCUGAUCAAGCUUACCAACCCGACGGGACACGAGAUGCAGGUGCGUUUGCUGCAACCUGAAGACGUGCCGCCUGUUGAGGAGGACGAACAACCAAAGAGCAUCGACAAGUCGCUGGAGAAGUCGCUCAAUUUGGAGAAGGACGCGUCGCUGUACAAGGCCAUGUCGCGCGCGCCCGUGCUGCCGCCGUCGUGCCGCGUCACGGCGCCGGCCGCCGCGCUCAGCGUGGCGCCGCGGGACGACGCCGCCGAGUACGACGACGACGCCACACACGACGACAACGACAUAAUCCUGUGGCGCAAGUCAAACAAGCUGGCUUUGCGUCUAGAAGUAACAGCGGACGAGUCCGUGACGCCGGGCGCGCCUGCGCAGUCCGCGUUUGCGCUGGAGUACUCCUACCGCAACACCGUGCCACCUUCCGCCACCGCCUCGCAACACCGCGACCACACCCUAUAUACUACGCUCUUAUUGGAUCUGGGCACUAUUGGCGAAUAAAUAGAUUAAUGGACAUAACAUAAAGCUCCCGACAAUUGGAGUGGUCAGAGGUACAUCCGUCGCAAAAUGAACUAAGUACCCACCCACACCUCAUCGAGCUUUCUGUUAGACCAACGUGAUAGGUGGUGAGCCGUUUCGCCGUCUAUAACGGUCGAGCCAGCUGUGUUAUCGUAUGUUCUGCGUUUGAACUGUCAAAACAGUUUCACAAAGAAUAUUUGUGUUAUCGUCAAUUUAUUAAGGUCACUAAACUUUGUAUCUGCCAGAAUAGGCAAAGAACGUAUCAUGGUAGGAAUGAGAAAAAUGGUUGGUGGUAAAAUGGUUUUGCUUGUUAACACUUCCGCCAGUGAAUAGUUUCGAGUCGAUUUCCCGGCUCGGUGUAAGUACACACAGAUAUUUGGUUCAGAUUUGAACUGUAGUAACGCACGCUAGAGAGAGGCAUAUAGUUUUAUUCAGUUUUGGCGUCAUAUCUGCACACUAUAGUGUUAUCACGCGCGUAAGCUGUCUCGCUCUAGCCAAUGACGAUUCUGAGUAACAAAAAUUUAUAGAAGCAUAGGAAAAUGCGAUGAGAUGGUGACAGAUGUGGUUCAACCCUUAAUCUGUUAAUAUCCAGGAUCUUUGAAGUUAAAACCAGCUACAGAAAAAAAUAUCUUUCCUUUCUACCAUGCAAUUAAUAUUAAUACGAAAAUGCUUUAAAGUGUAUUACAAAAUGCAUUUUGUAAUAUGUAACAUAUAGGUGAGACUUAAAAUCCGUUUUCAUUGUUAAGCUUUUCAGGGUUUGCAGCAAUAUCUACAAGUCUACAUUUAGAUCAUCCAAAAAGUAUAUAAUGAAGUAAAAUAUGAGAUUAUUGUGGUUAAAUCUAUAAUACGCCAUGACUUCAAAUACAUUCAGAUUAUUUAUUAGGUAGAUAAUAAUAAAUAUGAAUUUACUGUCUUUAAACUUGCUUUGGCAAUAUUUUUUCACCCUUAUAUGUAGAUAGAAAAAAAAUUGUUUAUGCAAUAUGUUCAUAGAUGCUUAAAAAACUAAAUAAGUAUGUAAAAACAUAAAUUAUAGUUGUCUAACGAAACUGUGCCUAAGGUAUGCUUUUUUAAAUCCCACUUUUUUGUAAACUUAAUUGUAAGUUAUUUAUUUUUAUAGCUUUUAAUAUUUUAACUUUAGGGAGUAAAUUAUAAGAGAAAAACAUCCACAUUCUCAUUUUUUUCUUUUUAUAAUAAAAAAAUAUAUCAAAUAAAUCAGAUAAAUAUUA